Molecule: messenger RNA, 1295 nt
Organism: Hyphopichia burtonii NRRL Y-1933
Lineage: Eukaryota; Fungi; Ascomycota; Pichiomycetes; Serinales; Debaryomycetaceae
Gene: LSC2
Product: succinate--CoA ligase (GDP-forming) subunit beta
Exons: 2
Coding region: 1-1245 (414 amino acids)
Biological process (GO): tricarboxylic acid cycle; succinyl-CoA metabolic process
Cellular component (GO): mitochondrion; succinate-CoA ligase complex
Molecular function (GO): succinate-CoA ligase (ADP-forming) activity; ATP binding
Source: RefSeq, a predicted model, not a curated record
AUGUUGUCUAGAACCAUUGCUCGUGCUUCAAGAUCCGUUGCUCAACAAAAAAGAUACUUAUCUUUACAUGAAUACCGUUCUGCCGCUUUAUUGAAAUCUUUUGGUGUUGGUGUUCCAGACGGUUCUGCUGCAACCACUCCUCAAGGGGCCUUUGAUGCUGCCAAAGCCUUGGGUACUAAUGAAUUGGUCAUUAAGGCCCAAGCUUUAACCGGUGGUCGUGGUAAAGGUCAUUUCGAUAAUGGAUUCCAAGGUGGGGUUCAAUUGAUUUCUUCUCCCGAAGAAGCCAAAGAUUUGGCUGAAAAAAUGUUGAAUCAUAAGUUAAUUACUAAACAAACUGGUGCUGCUGGUAAAGAAGUUACCGCCGUUUAUGUUGUUGAAAGAAGAGACGCUAAAACCGAAGCUUAUUUGGCUAUUUUAAUGGAUAGAGCUUCUCAAACUCCAAUGAUUGUUGCUUCUGCUCAAGGUGGUAUGGAUAUUGAAGGGGUUGCUGCUAAAGAUCCAAAUGCUAUCAAGACUUUCAAAGUUCCUUUAAACGAAGGGGUUUCUGACUCUUUAGCCACCGAUAUUGCUUCAGUCUUGGGUUAUUCCCCAGAAGCCAUUCCUGAAGCCGCUAAAACCGUUCAAAACUUAUAUAAUGUUUUCAUUGAAAAAGAUUGUACUCAAGUUGAAAUCAAUCCUUUAUCCGAAACUCCUGAUCAUAAAGUUUUGGCCAUGGAUGCUAAAUUAGGUUUCGAUGAUAACGCUUCUUUCCGUCAACAAGAAGUUUUCUCCUGGAGAGAUCCAACUCAAGAAGAUCCACAAGAACGUGAAGCUGCUGAAUACGGUUUAAAUUUCAUUAAAUUAGAUGGUAACAUUGCCAACAUUGUUAACGGUGCUGGUUUAGCCAUGGCUACCAUGGAUAUCAUUAAAUUAUACGGUGGUGAACCUGCUAAUUUCUUGGAUUGUGGUGGUACUGCUACUCCUCAAACUAUUGAAAAAGCUUUUGAAUUAAUCUUAUCCGAUAAAAAAGUUAAUGGUAUCUUUGUUAACAUCUUUGGUGGUAUUGUCAGAUGUGAUUACGUUGCUGAAGGUUUAAUUGCUGCCACCAAAAACUUCAAAUUAGAUAUCCCAGUUGUUGUUAGAUUACAAGGUACUAACAUGGCUAAAGCUAAAGAAUUAAUUGAAAAUUCUGGUUUGAAAUUAUUCGCUUUUGAAGAUUUAGACCCUGCUGCCGAAAAAAUUGUCUCUUUAGCCCCAAAAGCUUAAGUAUUUCUUAGAUAAUUAUUUAUAAGAUCAAAAUUUCCAUAUCACUUUCA